This is a messenger RNA of Hydractinia symbiolongicarpus, 2358 nucleotides long. Its product is annotated as WAP four-disulfide core domain protein 2-like. Gene Ontology annotation, molecular function: peptidase inhibitor activity. Gene Ontology annotation, cellular component: extracellular region. The transcript has 5 exons. Bases 1493 to 2197 code for a protein of 234 amino acids. NCBI's taxonomy places the organism in Eukaryota, Metazoa, Cnidaria, Hydrozoa, Anthoathecata, Hydractiniidae. The record is from RefSeq and is a predicted model, not a curated record.
GGGGUGCUAAAAGGCUCGUUGACAUGGCAUCUUGUAUCUUUUCUGACAUCGCUGCCCCGUCUUUUAGAAAAAAUAAAAAAUAGGGACAAGGCUGGGGCUACAAAAACCCUCCCUCGGCAUAAUAGAGUGGAAUUGACUUCUUUCGUCUGUUGUUGAUAUUUUCUACAAACAGGAUUGCGAAUAUCCAUUGUUUCCAACACAAACUUUAAACAUUAUAUCGCAUGCGGUGUUCAGAUAAGUUUCUAUUUAAAUCUUUAAAUUCAAAUAUCCUAUCUGUAGACAGUCAGGAGGCUCCAAGGUAAAGGUUUCGUGUUUGUUUUAGGUACAGUAGCGGAAACGAGAAGAAAAAAUAAACAUCACAGGUAAACCUGCAUACUGUGGCCUAAAAGCUGGAUCGAUUUUAGUUUCGCUUACGAAGGAGAAAUGUUUAUUUUUGCAAACAUUGAGUGAGUUAGUACAUAUCAAAACGAUGCUACGCCAAGCUGGUGUACUUAUGUGUCUGUAAAACAAAUUUUCUUUGUGUGCUUCAUCAUUUUCUUUGUGAUGUUUAAAGUGACUGAGUACAAAUCAUCAUGUUUAAACUUUGCUUAAAACAGCGUCACACAAAAAUUCAAAAACGAAGAAGGCUUUGACUACAGCAAUAAAGCCACCGAAAUAGCACUGUUUAAAACAAAUUGAAAUGUGAUUGUACACGCACUGAGGAACCUCCCUUAGCCGGACACCUUUAUCAGACAGACCUUUUAAUUUGUUCUAAAAGAUUUGUUACAGUAACUCACAGCGCGACCCUUCUGAAGCAAAUACUUCCUUAAAGCGGACACUCUCCGAUUCCGCGUGCAAAAUUUAUGACUUCGUCCCGUAUGUGUCCGCUUUAAGGCCGCUUUUUGUUAAGCUGUUUCUGACCGCUGGUCCCGAAGUUUAGCAUCUACACAACAACAUUUUUUCACGACAAAACGUUUGUGUUUUAACUUCUUUCAAAGUUUAGACUAGUCAACUUCCAAACUUUCUUAACAACCAAUAGAAAUUCAGAAAAAGCUGACACAUUUAAUGUAAUGAAAAAUGAGUUUGUUGUUUCAAAAAAAAUAUGUUAUUCUUCGCUAUCAGUAUCACCAAUUUCAACAGCGUUGCUCUGAUUAAACGUUUGCGACAGCUUUAUUGUUAAUAUUUCUUCUAUACACUUCAUUUUUCUUUCCAAGCUUCUAUAACGUGUCUAUUGUCAUACAAGGAACAGAAACUAGAGGAUUUGGAAUAGCGCGAACAAAAAUAAACUUAAAUACACAAGGUAAUAUUUAUGUUACUCUAUGACCAAUGACAGAACAGAUAAAUUACGUCACGGUUUGUUAUGGAAACAACACUAACUAAUUAAAACUGAGAGGAGAGCAUAAAAACGUACUUCAAUUGCAAAUAAAUUUCAAAACACAAGAAACAAAAAGUAAUUUGAAGAACGGUCAAGUUUAAUACGGGACUUGUUCUUUAAGGUCUCACGUAACUAAAGAUGUUUUUCUCUAUUUGCGAGCUUCUGUGGUUGUUAUGCUUUGUGACUGUUUGUGGCACUGCAGCUGUUGAACUAGAUGAUGUUAAACCAGGCAUGUGUCCUGACAGGAUUCGAACAAGUGAUAUCGAGUGUACUCCCAUAGACACUUACGAUUCAUUUUGUUUAUUUGACACCGAUUGCAGAGGAAAGGAAAAAUGUUGUUCAGAUGGAUGCUACCUUGUCUGCACUAAACCAAAUACAUCACUCAAACCAACUGUUAUCGCAAAAACACCCACGAAAAACAAAAAGGAUUCCUUACAUGUCAAACCAGGGGUAUGCCCAUUUGUGAUUAGACAGUGUCGUCCUGGACAAGUUUUUGUUGAAAGUUGUUUACUUGAUGAUGACUGUUCUGGAACGAAAAAAUGCUGUUCAGACGGGUGUAAUCUGGUAUGCACCAACGUAGCUUCAUCGCCACCCAAGAAAACUAAGAAAGCUUCUAUAGCAGAUGUCGAAUUGGGGAAAUGCCCAGUUGUACGUAGAAGGAGAAAGAAAGCGUGUCCUCCUGUAGCAUUCCUUGUUGCAGGCUGUUUAUUUGAUAAUGACUGUUCUGGAACGCGGAAAUGCUGUUCAGAUGGGUGUAAUCUGGUAUGCACCAACGUAGCUUCAUCGCCACCCAAGAAAACUAAGAAAGCUACAGGUGGCAAAGACGGCAAACAAAGUGAAUAGUGUGGAAGAAUCAAAAUAUAAACAUCGUCAAAGUAACCAAUGACAAUGUGGUUAAACAAUUUGGCGCAGUUGAAAAUGCAUUUUUAACGACUUAAACGACUAUGUAAUUACCUUCAGGGAAAAUGAUUUUUUUACAGAAUAAAUUCAAACUGUUGAUCGAA